AGGGGCGUGGCCGGCUCAGGCUCCGCCCCCAUCCUGCGCGGAAGCUCGGGCGGGCGGGCGCGCCCUGGCGGGUGGGGGGGGCGGCUGAACGCGCAGUGCGGACCCUCGCGGAGACCUGAGCCACCACCGCCACCACCACCAUGUCUCAGGAAGGCGUGGAGCUGGAGAAGAGCGUCCGGCGCCUGCGCGAGAAGUUUCAUGGGAAGGUGUCCCCUAGGAAGGCGGGGGCUCUGAUGAGAAAAUUCGGCAGCGACCACACUGGAGUGGGGCGCUCCAUCGUGUACGGGGUCAAGCAGAAAGAUGAACAGGGGCUCAGUAGCGGCCUGGAUGCCCAGGACCCCCCAGAGGAUAUGAAGCAGGACCAGGACAUCCAGGCCGUGGCGACCUCGCUUCUCCCGCUGACAGAGGCCAACCUUCGCAUGUUCCAGCGAGCCCAGGACGACCUCAUCCCCGCUGUGGACCGGCAGUUUGCCUGCUCCGGCUGUGACCACGUGUGGUGGCGCCGCGUGCCCCAGCGGAAGGAGGUGUCCCGAUGCCGGAGAUGCCGGAAGCGUUAUGAGCCCGUGCCAGAGGACAAGAUGUGGGGGCUGGCUGAGUUCCACUGCCCGAGGUGUCGACACAACUUCCGGGGCUGGGCACAGAUGGGGUCCCAGUCCCCCUGCUACGGGUGUGGCUUCCCCGUAUCUCCAACGCGGAUCCUGCCUCCACGCUGGGACACGAACACGGAUCGACGCAGUACGCACACCCACUCCUGCUCUGCUGCUGACUGCUACAACCGGCGAGAGCCCCACGUGCCCGGGACUUCCUGCGCUCACCCCAAGAGCCGCCAGCAGAACCACCUGCCCAAGGUCCUGCACCCCAGCACCCCCCACAUCAGCAGUGGCUCCACCGUGGCCACCUGCCUAAGCCAGUGUGGGCUGCUGGAGGACCUAGACAACCUCAUCCUGGAGGACCUGAGGGAGGAGGACGAGGAGGAGGAGGAGGCGGAGGUAGCGGCGGCAGCGGCGGCCGGGUCCCAGGAGUGAGCACGCCAGGCUAUGGAAUCACAGUACACUGUCCUCCCAUAAAAUAGCAGCUCUCCUCACCAGAAUAGGAGUCUCGGUCCCUAUCCACUG
Molecule: messenger RNA, 1115 nt
Organism: Octodon degus (degu)
Lineage: Eukaryota; Metazoa; Chordata; Mammalia; Rodentia; Octodontidae
Gene: Shfl
Product: chromosome unknown C19orf66 homolog
Exons: 9
Coding region: 141-1025 (294 amino acids)
Biological process (GO): viral translational frameshifting; innate immune response
Molecular function (GO): sequence-specific mRNA binding; ribosome binding
Source: RefSeq, a predicted model, not a curated record